AUGGAGGACGAAAUUGCUGCGAUUGUCAUUGAUAAUGGUUCUGGCAUGUGCAAGGCUGGAUUUGCUGGCGACGAUGCACCUCGCGGGGUCUUUCCGUCGAUCGUCGGUCGUCCCCGUCAACAGGGAGUCAUGGUCGGAAUGACCCAGAAGGAUUCCUACGUCGGCGACGAAGCCCAGUCCAAACGCGGUAUCCUUUCGCUCAAAUACCCAAUCGAACACGGUAUCGUGACGAACUGGGACGACAUGGAGAAAAUCUGGCAUCACACAUUCUACAACGAGCUACGCGUCGCACCAGAAGAACAUGCCGUCCUGCUUACCGAAGCGCCGCUGAACCCAAAAGCCAAUAGGGAGAAGAUGACGCAGAUUAUGUUUGAGACGUUCAACGCUCCUGCGUUCUACGUCCAGGUCCAAGCUGUGCUCUCUCUGUACGCAUCGGGUCGUACAACAGGUAUCGUUCUCGAUUCCGGAGAUGGUGUCUCACACACUGUACCGAUAUACGAAGGAUACUCCAUGCCGCAUUCGAUUCUGCGUCUGGACCUUGCAGGACGUGAUCUGACGGACCACCUGAUGAAGAUCCUCACGGAACGCGGAUACCAGUUCAAAACGACCGCAGAACGCGAGAUCGUGCGCGACAUCAAGGAGAAACUCAGCUACGUCGCGCUAGACUUCGAAGAAGAGAUGCAGAAAGCUGCGAUGUCGUCUAUGGUAGAGAAGAAUUACGAGCUUCCGGAUGGUCAAGUCAUAACAAUCGGUAACGAGCGCUUCCGCACCCCCGAAGCACUCUUCCAACCAGCCUUCAUCGGAGCCGAGCAUGCAGGCAUCCACGAACUGACUUACAACUCCAUAACGAAGUGCGACCUCGACAUCCGUCGCGACCUAUACUCAAACGUAGUCCUCUCAGGCGGAACGACCAUGUUCCCCGGCAUAGCCGAUCGCAUGCAAAAGGAACUCACAGCACUCGCGCCAAGCAGUGUCAAGGUCAAGAUAAUCGCACCGCCAGAAAGGAAGUACUCUGUGUGGAUCGGUGGUUCGAUCCUCGCAUCAUUGAGCACAUUCCAGAAUUUGUGGUGCUCGAAGCAGGAGUACGAUGAAUCUGGUCCAGGGAUUGUUCAUCGCAAGUGCUUUUGA
Molecule: messenger RNA, 1128 nt
Organism: Fomitiporia mediterranea MF3/22
Lineage: Eukaryota; Fungi; Basidiomycota; Agaricomycetes; Hymenochaetales; Hymenochaetaceae
Product: actin 2
Exons: 7
Coding region: 1-1128 (375 amino acids)
Source: RefSeq, a predicted model, not a curated record